This is a messenger RNA of Talaromyces marneffei, 1059 nucleotides long. RefSeq lists its product as uncharacterized. The transcript is spliced from 5 exons. NCBI's taxonomy places the organism in Eukaryota, Fungi, Ascomycota, Eurotiomycetes, Eurotiales, Trichocomaceae. The record is from RefSeq and is a predicted model, not a curated record. Bases 1 to 1059 code for a protein of 352 amino acids. Gene Ontology annotation, biological process: transmembrane transport.
AUGAGCCUCAAUCGGCAGGAUUCGGCACACGGAGAUAAGCUGGGAAGGGAUGGCGAAAAACUUCAAGAGUCUUCGCAUCCACCGACUCUAGCAAGUGAAUAUGCGACAAAGCCUGUCACAUUACCCUUCCUGCAAAGGAUGAAACUCUAUCUUUCCGAGCCUGUCGUUGCCGCUUUCAUUGCUGGCGGCGUGGCCGGCGCCGUCUCGAGAACAAUCGUUUCACCCCUCGAGAGGCUGAAAAUCCUCCUUCAAAUUCAGAGCGUUGGCAGAGAAGAAUACAGACUGUCGAUAUGGAAGGCAUUGGCCAAGAUGCGGAAGGAGGAAGGAUGGAGAGGUUUCAUGCGCGGGAAUGGAACCAAUUGUAUCCGAAUCAUUCCAUACUCGGCAGUGCAAUUUGGAAGCUACAAUUUCUACAAAAAGUUUAUAGAAGCAACACCGGGAGCUGAUCUGAAUCCUAUACAACGACUAUAUUGCGGAGCACUUGCCGGAAUCACCUCCGUCACAUUCACCUACCCUCUCGAUAUUGUUCGUACCAGACUUUCGAUACAGUCUGCCUCCUUUGCGGACUUGGGCCAACGAAAGGCCGGCGAAAAGUUGCCCGGUAUGUUUGAAACUAUGGUCAUGAUGUACAGAAAUGAAGGCGGCAUGCUUGCGCUUUACCGGGGUAUUGUCCCGACGGUAGCCGGUGUGGCACCAUAUGUUGGAUUGAACUUCAUGGUAUACGAGUCCGUCCGUGUUUACCUCACGCCUCCGGGAGAAAAGAACCCCAGCUCAGCACGAAAACUCCUUGCCGGAGCUAUCUCUGGGGCAGUCGCUCAAACAUGCACCUAUCCUUUUGAUGUCCUCCGUCGCAGAUUCCAAAUCAAUACCAUGACUGGCAUGGGCUACCAAUAUAAAUCCAUCUGGGACGCCGUUAGGGUCAUCGUAAGUCAAGAAGGUAUUCAGGGUCUUUACAAAGGCAUCGUUCCCAACUUAUUAAAAGUUGCACCAAGCAUGGCUAGCAGUUGGCUUAGCUUUGAGAUCACACGUGAUCUUCUCGUCGGCAUGCGGGAAGAGUAG